GCAAACCCUAAUAGACCAGCCUGUCACCCCCACCCGCAGCCGCCGAUUUAGCCAGCCCCGGGCCCGUCGCCGCCAGUCGCCGGCGUUUCGCCUCCCCAUAGCACCGUCGCCGCGCCGCCCGGCCGCCCUCAUCGUCGACUCCGCCCCGGCCGGCCUCUCCGUCGACUCCGCCCGACCGCCGCGCCCGCCGACUCCGCCCGGUCGCCGCGCCGGCCAUCCGCCUCCAUCGAUGGCCUCCUCCUCCGACGCCCCCGGCGCUGGCGACGGCGACGAACUCCUCGACGAGCUCCUCGACAGCGCCCUCGACGACUUCACCAGCCUCGACCUCUCCGCCGCCGCCCCCAAAAGCGUGGAGCCCUCUGCGUCGUCCUCGUCGGCUUCGGGGGACGCGAGGCCGGUGAAGGGGCUGGGGCUGGGUCUGCCGGACCCUAAGGCGCCGAGGCGGCGGGCUGCGAAGCAGCCCACGGCGCCGCCACCGCCGAGGGGCGCCUACGCGUCGGAGGCGCUCGAGAAGUUGACGCGCGAGACGAGGGAGGCGGUGCGGGGGCUCGAGACGGCCACCGGGGCCAUGGCGGGGCUGGACGACGACGCGAUGAUGGAGGAGUUCGUCAAGCAGUUUGAGGAGUUCGCUGGUGCGCAGGAUAUGGACUCUAUUGUUGAAACAAUGAUGCAACAACUUCUAUCCAAGGAGAUUCUUCAUGAGCCGAUGAAGGACAUUGUGGAAAAAUACCCGAAAUGGCUGGAGGAUAAUAAAAGCAAAAUAAGCAAAGAAGAAUAUGAGCGUUACAAUAAUCAGCUUGGACUCAUGAUGAAGCUUAAUGAUGUCUACGAAAAUGAGCCAGAAAACAUGACUAAGAUUUUUGAGAUCAUGCAAAACAUGCAAGAAUGUGGUCAACCCCCCAGCGAUCUUGUUCAAGACAUUGCUCCAGAUCUGGAUCUGAGCAAGUUGGGACAACUGUCUCCAGAGAUGUUUGAAUCAUCACCAAAUUGCUGUGUAAUGUGACGAGUAAAGCAUUCCGUCGUGGGUUCGUGGAUUAUGAAGUAGAUAUCCUAUCUCUACCCUUUCCCUAAAGUUACUUUCCUAUGGAUCAAUUGUAAAGCUUUACACAUACAUAAUGAACUCAAUGUUUUCUUAUUCUUCAGCAUCAUAUACAUUUCUUCCAAUUGAUUUACUAUGAGAGGGAAGAAAAUAUACCCCUUUGC
Oryza brachyantha (malo sina) is the source of this 1203-nucleotide messenger RNA. RefSeq names its product peroxisome biogenesis protein 19-1-like. Gene Ontology annotation, biological process: protein import into peroxisome membrane. The transcript is spliced from 4 exons. The coding region runs from base 230 to 1003 and encodes 257 amino acids. The record is from RefSeq and is a predicted model, not a curated record. Lineage: Eukaryota; Viridiplantae; Streptophyta; Magnoliopsida; Poales; Poaceae. Gene Ontology annotation, cellular component: peroxisome; peroxisomal membrane.